AAGCUUGCCUACGUAACACGCGGGCUUUCCGCGAACUGCAAAAGUACUGUAAUCCUUCUGUGUGAUCUUAAUUCUUAUUACGCGCUUGGAACCUUUGCCACCGAACGAGUCUGGAAACGCGCACCAUUUUAUUCUCUUCAAUUAGCAGCAAUACUCCCGAUCACAACCACGAACUUGAUUUUUGUUUUUCUUUAAAUAACCAAUAACUGAUCCAAAUCUCUCUCUCUCUCUCUCUCUGCAAAUUCUCUUUUUCAUCCGGUGUCCUCCAAACAGAAGAUUAAGCCCAAGGUAUACAAGAACCCGAAUCAAAAUAUUUUUGGGUGUGAGAAUUUACUGGCUUGUUGAGAAGAUGAAAUUCGGGGAGACUUUCACGGAGUACCUGCACGGUGACCAGGAGUGGUUCUUGGAAAAAUGUUCUCAUGUCGAAUAUAAGAGCCUCAAGAAAGUUCUAAAGACCUGUCGGAGUUGCAAACCAUUGGGUGAUUCCUGCAAAUCGGAAUGUCAAUUGUGUGAUCAGAAGUUCUUUUCUGAGCUGACGAAGGAAGCUUCGGAAAUAAAUGGAUGCUUUAGUUCAAGAGUGAGGCAUCUCCUUGAUCUUCAUGUUGCCUCCGGAAUGCAGGGAUAUUUAUUGCGUUUGCGUCGUUAUUUCAAGAAUGAUCAACAGGCAAUGGUACUAGAAGGACGGAUGCUGGUUGAAUAUGUUACAAUGAAUGCGAUUGCAAUCAGAAAAAUCCUUAAGAAGUAUGAUAAAGUUCAUUGCUCAGAAAAUGGGAGGAAUUUCAAAUCCAAAUUGCGGGCGGAACACAUUGAGCUUUUGCAAUCUCCUUUGCUCAUAGAAUUGGCUGCUUUUUAUUUGAGUUUCAACGGAGAAAAAAAAGGAGAGUUUAAUGAGUUUUCUAGCCAGUUUUCUUGUGAUUUUGAUGCAACCCCACCUGUAAUGAAAUUGAGACUUCCGCAUUCUAUAAAGCUAGAAUAUGAUCUGACUUGCGCUGUUUGCUUGGUAAGAACCUUCUUUUCAAUUGCAUUCUGGGGAAAUAUCUUUUGCUUUUGCCCGCAUUCUCUUAUAUAUGUGUAUUUAAUUAUGCCCUCACAGGAUGUUGUUUUUAAUUCAUACGCAUUGAGUUGCGGCCAUCUUUUUUGCAAGUCAUGUGCUUGCUCAUCUGCUUCUGUGUUGAUCUUCCAAGGCCUUAAAACUGCAAAUCCGGAGUCGAAGUGCCCAAUUUGCAGACAGGUUGGAGUAUAUGCAAAAGCAGUGCACAUGGUAGAACUGGACAUGCUAUUGAAAAAAAGGUGUAAAGACUAUUGGAAGGAGAGGUUUGCUGCAGAACGUGCCGAGACGACGAAACAAUCCAAGGAGUUUUGGGAUGCAGAGGCCAAGUAUUUAAUUGGGUAUUGAUCAUCGUGUGGUUCUCUCAUGAUAAAACUUGAAAGUUUUCAAUCCUAGUACUAAGCAUUUGCAUGUGGUGGGAUUUUGGUGGUGCUUGGUGUAUCUUUGGUGACAAUGUCCAUGCUUUUAGUUUUAACUCACGAGGAAGACAUCUACUUUCCCCCGUGACCAUAUCAUCAGUUAAUUUGCAA
Messenger RNA from Juglans microcarpa x Juglans regia, 1578 nucleotides. Its product is annotated as probable E3 ubiquitin-protein ligase BAH1-like. The transcript has 5 exons. Gene Ontology annotation, molecular function: metal ion binding. The record is from RefSeq and is a predicted model, not a curated record. Lineage: Eukaryota; Viridiplantae; Streptophyta; Magnoliopsida; Fagales; Juglandaceae. The coding region runs from base 350 to 1396 and encodes 348 amino acids.